This is a messenger RNA of Scomber japonicus (chub mackerel), 3851 nucleotides long. RefSeq names its product receptor tyrosine-protein kinase erbB-4. The coding region runs from base 21 to 3851 and encodes 1276 amino acids. Lineage: Eukaryota; Metazoa; Chordata; Actinopteri; Scombriformes; Scombridae. Gene Ontology annotation, biological process: protein phosphorylation; cell surface receptor protein tyrosine kinase signaling pathway; multicellular organism development. The record is from RefSeq and is a predicted model, not a curated record. Gene Ontology annotation, molecular function: epidermal growth factor receptor binding; ATP binding; transmembrane receptor protein tyrosine kinase activity. The transcript has 28 exons. Gene Ontology annotation, cellular component: basal plasma membrane; signaling receptor complex.
AAGCAGCCUUUUUUUCAAAGAUGAAGUUCCCCGCUUGCGUCCUCGUCACUUUGGUGGUGAUCCGAUCGAGUGCAGCGCAGUCAGUAUGUCCUGGCACGGAGAACAAGUUGAGCACACUAUCUGACCUGGACCAGCAGUAUCGCACCCUGAAGAAGCUCUAUGAGAAUUGUGAAGUUGUUAUGGGCAAUUUGGAGAUUACCAGCAUCGAUCGAAACCGCGACCUCUCCUUCCUCAAGUCAAUCAGAGAGGUGACCGGUUACGUGUUGGUGGCUCUAAACCAGUUCGACCAUCUGCCGCUGGAGAACCUUCGGAUCAUCAGAGGCACCAAACUAUACGAGGGUCGUUACUCCCUUGCCAUCUUCCUCAAUUACAGGAGAGACGGGUACCAUGGCCUGAGGCAGCUGGGCCUACGCAACCUCACAGAGAUCCUAAAUGGGGGUGUCUAUGUUGACCAGAACAAAUUCCUGUGCCAUGCGGACACCAUCCAUUGGCGUGACAUUACCAAGAACCAAGAGGCUGAGCUACUGGUGGUACAAUCCAACAACAGCAACCUCGGAUGCCGACGCUGUCAUCGCUCGUGUAAUGGACGCUGCUGGGGCUUUCAGGAAGACCAGUGUCAAAUCUUGACAAAGACAGUGUGUGCAGAGCAGUGUGACGGUCGAUGCUUCGGGCCUUACGUCAGCGACUGCUGCCAUCGCGAGUGCGCCGGCGGCUGCUCGGGCCCCAAGGACACAGACUGUUUCGCUUGCACCAAUUUCAACGACAGCGGAGCGUGUGUGACUCAGUGUCCUCAGCCGUUUGUGUACAACCCCACAUCCUUUCAGCUGGAGCACAACCCCAGAGCCAAGUACACCUAUGGAGCCUUCUGUGUCAAGAAAUGCCCACAUAACUUUGUGGUGGACCACAGCUCCUGUGUAAGAGCGUGUCCCAGCAACAAGAUGGAAGUGGAGGAGAACCGCAUUAAAAUGUGCAUCCCCUGCACUGACAUCUGUCCAAAAGUAUGUGAUGGCAUAGGAACGGGCAGCCUGCAGUCAGCUCAAACAGUGGACGCCAGCAACAUAGAGAAAUUUGUCAACUGCACCAAAAUCAACGGCAACCUCAUCUUCCUCAUAACUGGCAUUAAAGGGGACAUGUAUCAUGGUAUUGGACCUUUGGACCCUGAACGUCUCAACGUGUUCCGCACUGUGAAAGAGAUCACAGGUUACCUCAACAUCCAGUCUUGGCCGGAGAACAUGACAGAUUUGAGUGUUUUUUCCAACCUGGCAACCAUCGGAGGUAGAUCUCUUUACAGUGGUAUAUCUCUGUUGAUCCUCAAGCAGCGUUGGAUCUCCUCCCUACAGUUCCAGUCUUUGGACGAGAUCAGCGCUGGUAACGUGUACAUUUUCAACAACAGCCGUCUGUGCUUCUACAACACUGUCAACUGGACCUCGCUGUUCAGGACCCCGAGCCAGAAAGUCCUCAUCCGCAACAACCGAGACCCAAAGGAAUGCACUCAGCAGCGUAUGGUGUGUGACCGGAUGUGUUCAGACGACGGGUGCUGGGGCCCAGGGCCUGAUCAGUGUCUUUCCUGCCGAUACUUCAGACGAGGCCGUACCUGCGUUGAGUCCUGCAAUCUCUUUGAUGGGGAAAUGCGUGAAUUUGCCAAUGGAUCUGUUUGCCUGGAGUGUGACAGCCAGUGUGAGAAGAUGGAUGGCAACACCAUGACAUGCCUUGGCCAGGGCCCAGACCAGUGCGUAAAAUGCCUCCACUUCAAAGAUGGACCCAACUGUGUGGAGAAGUGCCCCGAUGGCUUGCAGGGGGCCAACAGUUUUAUCUUCAAAUACGCCAAGGCCAACAACGAAUGUCAUCCCUGCCACGCCAACUGCACCCAGGGGUGUGUCGGGCCAAGACUCCAAGAUUGUGUUGGGAUGAUGGACAGGACACCCCUAAUAGCAGCUGGCAUUAUCGGCGGGCUAUUCAUCAUCGUCAUCCUGGCGCUCAGCGUUGCCGUUUAUGUUCGACGCAAAAGUAUCAAGAAGAAGAGGGCCUUGAGGCGCUUCUUGGAGACAGAGCUGGUGGAGCCCCUGACCCCCAGUGGAACAGCCCCUAACCAGGCUCAGCUGCGGAUCCUGAAAGAGACAGAGCUGAAGAGGGUCAAGAUUUUGGGUUCGGGAGCUUUUGGAACCGUCUACAAGGGCAUCUGGGUGCCAGAAGGUGAGACAGUGAAGAUCCCUGUGGCUAUUAAAAUCUUGAAUGAGACCACCGGUCCUAAAGCCAAUGUGGAGUUCAUGGACGAGGCCCUGAUCAUGGCCAGCAUGGAGCACCCCCACCUAGUUCGUCUACUGGGGGUUUGCCUGAGCCCCACCAUCCAGCUGGUCACUCAGCUCAUGCCCCACGGCUGCCUCCUCGACUACGUGCACGAGCACAAGGACAACAUCGGGUCACAGCUGCUGCUCAACUGGUGUGUCCAAAUCGCCAAGGGGAUGAUGUACUUGGAAGAGAGGAGGUUGGUCCACAGGGACCUGGCCGCCCGCAAUGUGUUGGUGAAGUCGCCCAAUCACAUCAAGAUCACCGACUUCGGCCUGGCCCGGCUGCUGGACGCCGAUGAGAAGGAGUACAACGCAGACGGGGGCAAGAUGCCUAUUAAAUGGAUGGCCCUGGAAUGCAUCCACUACAGGAAGUUCACCCAUCAGAGUGAUGUGUGGAGUUACGGAGUGACCAUCUGGGAGCUGAUGACAUUCGGAGGUAAACCAUACGACGGCAUCUCCACGCGGGAAAUCCCAGACAUCCUGGAGAAAGGGGAACGCCUUCCACAGCCACCCAUUUGCACCAUAGACGUCUAUAUGGUCAUGGUCAAAUGCUGGAUGAUUGAUGCAGACAGCAGGCCGAAGUUUAAGGAGCUUGCCGCUGAGUUCUGCAGAAUGGCCCGUGAUCCCCAGCGAUACCUGGUCAUCCAGGGUGAUGACCGCAUGAAGCUUCCCAGCCCCAAUGACAGCAAGUUCUUCCAGAGUCUUCUGGAUGAGGAGGACCUGGACGACUUGAUGGAUGCUGAGGAGUAUCUGGUUCCUCGUGGUUUCAACAUGGCUCCUCCGUCAUACACAACCAGGCCUCGGGUCGACUCUAACAGAAACCAGUUUGGCUAUCGUGAUGGUGGUCCAAACCCUGCAGAACUUCCCGUGGUGGGGGCCCAAGCCUGUAUAAACCAGGAUGCUGCAGUCGGCCAGGUUACAGUCCUGGAGGACCAGCGCUGUAACGGGAGCCUGCAUAAGAAGACCCUGAGCCAAGCUGGGGGGGAAGACAGCGGUGGCCAGAGGUACAGCGCUGACCCCACCAUCUUCCUGGGGGAAAGGGCUUCCAGAGGGGACACAGAUGAGGAUGGAUACAUGACCCCCAUGAAAGACAAGAGCUCCUCAGAAUACCUGAACCCAAUUGAGGAGAACCCAUUUGUCUCACGACAUAAAAAUGGUGAGAUCCAUGCCUUGGACAACCCGGGCUACCACAGCACACCAAACAGCCAGCCCAAAGGAGAGGAUGAGUACAUCAAUGAGCCCCUCUACCUCAACACCUUCCACAGCCCUGCCGAGCUGGGCCUGGAGGUCCUGAGGAGAAAUGGUAAAGCCACUGGGAAGAAGCUGAAGGUGACCUUUGACAACCCAGAAUACUGGCAGCACAGUUUGCCUCCCAAAUCAUCUAACCAGGCGGCCCCUGAUGGUGCCCAGGGAGGUUCCACGAAUGCCAAGCUCUUCUACAAGCAGAACGGACACAUACGGCCGGCAGUAGCUGAAAACCCUGAAUACAUGUCCGAGUUUUCCCUGAAAUCUGGCACCGUCUUGCCCCCUCCACCCUACCGGCAGCGGAAUACUGUGGUGUAG